This is a messenger RNA of Gambusia affinis (western mosquitofish), 3120 nucleotides long. It is a transcript of the gene med17, whose product is annotated as mediator complex subunit 17. Gene Ontology annotation, molecular function: transcription coregulator activity. Lineage: Eukaryota; Metazoa; Chordata; Actinopteri; Cyprinodontiformes; Poeciliidae. Gene Ontology annotation, biological process: regulation of transcription by RNA polymerase II. The record is from RefSeq and is a predicted model, not a curated record. The transcript has 13 exons. Gene Ontology annotation, cellular component: mediator complex; core mediator complex. The coding region runs from base 645 to 2576 and encodes 643 amino acids.
AUGGAAUGAAGAUAAGAAAGGAAGGAAAUUAUAUAAAAUACAGAAGUCAAUAUUUAGUAGAAAUGUUAAGGAGAGAAAUAGAAGGGAAGAAAUAAUAAUGACUAGAUUGAGAGUAGGGCACACAUAUUUAAAUGAUACUUUAUAUUUAAUAGGGAAGAAAAAUAAUGAUAAAUGCGAAAAAUGUGGAGAGAAAGAAAAUGUAGAACAUAUACUACUGAACUGUAAAACAUAUGAACGUGAAAGGGAGAAAUUGAGAAGAAUAGUUGGAAAGACAGAUCAAGAAUGGAGUCUGAAAGGAAUAUUGGGAAAUGAUGGAAAUAUAAUGGAUAUUUGUAUGAUAAGAAAAGCGUUAUUUAUUUUUCUUCAAAACACAAAAUUAAAAAAUAGAAUAUGACUGAUGUAGAAUACUGUUGCUACACACUCGUGUACAGUAGGUGGCGGUAUGCACCUUAAAGUUGAUUGCGACCCGCCAUAAUAGAAAAGAAGAAGAAGAAGAAGAAGUGCCCCGGCAUGUAAAUGGAGCAGACCCUCCAGUUCCUGCGUUCUUGGGGAUAAAAACGCUACACGGAUCUGCAAAUCUGGCUGAUUUCAGCGAAUAACCGCUUAUAUUCGGUUGUAUUCUUAAUAACAGCUCUGGUCCCAUCAUGUCGGGCGGUCCGGCCGUCAGGAUCAGCAUCGAGUCUUCCUGUGAGAAGCAGGUGCAGGAAGUGGACUUCCACGGCACGGAGACGUACGUCCCUCCUCUGUCCAUGUCCCAGAACCUGACCAAGCUGGCACAGAGGAUCGACUUCAGCCAGGGCUCCGACUCGGAGGAGGACGGGGCCGACGGGGAGCCCAGGGACCGGGAGUGGGGCAAGCAGGAGACGGAGGAAGAGGAAGGCACGGUGAAGUUCCAGCCGUCUCUGUGGCCCUGGGAUUCUGUGCGUAACAAUCUGCGCAGCGCCCUGACGGAGAUGUGUGUGCUCCACGACGUGCUCAGCGUGGUGAAGGAGAAGAAGUACAUGGCUUUGGAUCCGGUGUCUCAGGAUCCGAAUGCUGGAAAAACGCCGCAGGUUUUCCAGCUGAUCAGCAAAAAGAAAUCUCUGGCCACGGCGGCGCAGCUCCUCCUGAAAGGAGCCGAGAAGCUCAGCAAGUCCGUGGCCGAGAACCAGGAGAACCGACGGCAACGCGACUUCAACGCCGAGCUGCUGCGACUCCGAUCGCAGUGGAAACUCCGAAAAGUCGGAGACAAGAUCCUGGGAGACCUCAGCUACCGGAGCGCAGGUUCCUUAUUUCCUCACCCUGGCACGUUUGAGGUGAUCAAAAACACCGACAUUGAUCUGGACAAAAAGCUCCCAGAGGACUACUGUCCCCUGGACGUCCAGAUUCCCAGUGACCUGGAGGGAUCGGCUUACAUCAAGGUCUCCAUCCAGAAACAGGCUCCAGACAUCGGUGACCUCGGAACCGUCAACCUCUUCAGGAGACCUCAGAAAAGCAAAGCAGGAACGCAGCCGUGGCACGUGAAGCUGGAGGCGGCGCAGAACGUCCUGCUCUGCAAGGAAAUCUUUGCGCAGCUUUCCAGAGAAGCGGUCCAGAUUAAAGCGCAGAUCCCGCACAUCGUGGUGAAGAACCAGAUCAUCUCGCAGCCGUUCCCAGGUUUGCAGCUUUCCGUCUCUCUGUGCCACUCCGCUGGAGAGAAGAAGAGCAGCCGAGCGUCUCCGGAGAAACCCAAACCGGACGACCAUCUUUACGUCCUGGAGCACAAUCUGCACCAGAUGAUGAGAGAGUUCCACAAGCAGCAGCUGAGCUCGGUGGUGAUGCCGCAUCCGGCCAGCGCGCCGUUCGGCCACAAGCGUCUGCGGCUGGCGGGGCCGAUGGCGUACGACAAGGCCGAGAUCUCCGGCCUGCAGCAGAACGAGGGGCUGCUGGAGAAGAUCAUCAAACAGGCCAAACACAUCUUCCUGCGCAGCAGGACGGCUCGGACCAUCGACAGCCUGGCCAGCCGCAUCGAGGACCCUCAGAUCCAGGCCCACUGGUCCAACAUCAACGACGUUUACGAGUCCAGCGUCAAGGUGCUCAUCACUUCGCACGGCUACGAGCAAAUCUGCAAGUCCAUCCAGCUGCAGCUGAACAUCGGCGUGGAGCAGAUCCGCGUGGUGCACCGGGACGGCCGGGUCGUCACGCUGUCGCACCAGGAGCAGGAGCUGCAGGACUUCCUCCUCUCUCAGAUGUCGCAGCACCAGGUGCACGCCGUGCAGCAGCUGGCCAAGGUGAUGGGCUGGCACGUCCUGAGCUUCAGCAACCACGUGGGGCUGGGCCCCGUGGAGAGCAUCGGGAACGCCUCCGCCAUCACCGUCGCUUCCCCCAGCGGAGAGUUCGCCAUCUCAGUGCGUAACGGCCCAGAGAGCGGCUGCAAGGUUCUGGUCCAGUUCCCGCGCAGCCAGAUCAAAGAGCUGCCAAAGAGCGACGUGGUCCAGGACGCCAAGUGGAACCAGCUGCGCGGGCCGCACAAAGAGGUCAACUGGAGCAAGAUGGAGGGACGCAACUUCGUCUACAAGAUGGAGCUCCUCAUGGCGGCGCUCACCCCCUGUCCUUAGGCCCGGCUGGCGGUUUUCCUUCCACUCAACCUUCAGCUGUGCAGCCAGACGGCAGCUCUCGCUCAGCUGAAUCGGAUUUAUGUCGGACUUGAAUGAAAAGCGAAGACUUUUGUUUACUGCUGAUUUUUAAAACAACAAACUGCAUAAAAACUAAGUAUUUUUCUAUAGUUUCUAGUGCUUGAAAUAUCUUUUAUGUAAUUUUAUUUUCAGAUGAUUGUAGAGACAAAAAACUAACUUACAAGUAACUUUUCAGCUUGGUGAUAAUUAAGGUCAAUAAUUCCUUAAUAUUGAUUUUAUUAUUUCCACUGGCAGAUUGUUUCACUCAUAAGUCAUUUUCUGAUGCUUUAGUGAUGUAAAGUGGAUUCAGAUAUUUACACUAGAAAAAUUACUUGAUAAGUUUUAAGUGCAACUAAAAAAAGGAACCAGACAAACAGACAUGAUAUCUACAAUCAUCUAAAAAUAAAAUUCAAUAUGGAGGUUUUGUUUCAUUUCAAGUGUUUUAUCUGCAGCAGGAUUUAGAGUAAAAUACUUUUCUGCAGUGUGA